This is a messenger RNA of Tarenaya hassleriana, 3338 nucleotides long. RefSeq names its product DNA repair protein RAD4. Gene Ontology annotation, biological process: mismatch repair; nucleotide-excision repair. Gene Ontology annotation, molecular function: single-stranded DNA binding; damaged DNA binding. Gene Ontology annotation, cellular component: nucleotide-excision repair factor 2 complex; nucleus; cytoplasm. The record is from RefSeq and is a predicted model, not a curated record. The transcript has 13 exons. The coding region runs from base 367 to 3108 and encodes 913 amino acids. Lineage: Eukaryota; Viridiplantae; Streptophyta; Magnoliopsida; Brassicales; Cleomaceae.
ACCGAACCGAACAGUUAACCGAACUGGAAAGCAUGCGGUCCUCGGUCCACCCUCGUGUGAACCGUGACGAGUCACAUUAAAAAUGUGAUGUGACGUGGCGAACUCGUAGCCGUUGGAUAAACCGACAAUUAAAAACGAGUCCACGGUAAGAAAUUUACGCCGCCGCAUACUUACCGCUCCCACUUCAAAGGUCGGGAAAUUGCUUGUCUUGUUGGAGGAAACUUUCUUCGUACGAGGAUCUGACUGUACUCCGCGCGGGAGAAUUGGCGCGUGAAGUCUCACUCUCCGGCGAUCGUUGUCUCCGGUGGGAGUGCGUAUCUGAGUCGUGUUGCGAAUCCACGGGAUUUUCUUGAGAAGAAGACUAGGAUGAAGUCUAGAAGCCAAGGCAGGAGCGGUAGACUUGCAGAGGCAUCGGGAGAAGGGGUGAGCAAGGUCCUCAGACGAACAAGCGCACGUGGCUGUCGGGGCAAGAAGAGACAAGAUGAUAAUGUCGAGCAAUGUGAUGUGGCCAGUGACCAAAGGCAAAAUGGGAAAGGAAAACAAGCUGCUGAGACACGAUUAACUGAUAACGCUUUAGAAGGCAUGGGAUGCAGUAGUAAAAGUGGAAACUCAUUUGCGGGCGGUGAUGAUGAUGAAAUUAAUGAUUCAGACUGGGAGGAAUGUUCAAUUCCCAGUCUGGAUCAUACUGUCAAUGCUUCCGUCGACGACAUACGAGAGUUGAGGAUAGAAUUUGAUGGUGUACCAGAUGCUAAGAGCCAGAAGCAUGUUUAUCGUGCAACUGCUGAAGACAAGGAACGUGCAGAGCUUGUCCAUAAGGUUCAUUUGCUCAGUCUACUUGCCAGAGGAAGGAUAGUAGACAAAGCUUGCGAUGAUCCACUAAUUCAGGCGUCCUUGCUUUCACUUCUACCAUCAUAUUUGUCGAAAGUGUCAGUCUUCUCAAAAAUCACUGUUAAGGAUAUCGCUCCUCUUCUCCGUUGGUUUCGCGGCGUCUUUUCUGUCAGAGACGAACUCCGUUCUGGGAAAUCUUUCAGUUCUUCCCUGGCCUUUGCUUUUGAAUCCCGUCAAGGCACAACUGAAGAGCUUGCAGCAUUGACUGUUGCUUUAUUUAGAGCAUUGAAGCUCACAACUCGGUUUGUAUCUAUUCUUGAUGUUGCCUCCUUAAAACCAGGGGUCGAUAAGGAUGAAUCUUCUGGUCAAAACAGAAAUAAAAUGAAUCUUGGGAUAUUUGGUACUUCAACUCUUAUGGUCUCAACAUCCCCCGUCAAAUCUGAAAACGAAAAGCUCCGGGAAAAAUCUAAAAAAGAUUCAGCAAUGCGAAAGGAUGACUGCUCAACGAGCAACAAGAAUACCCAGCCAAGCUUCUCAAUCGGCACUAACCCCCAGUGCGAACUUCCUCCAAGUUCGAAUCAGUUUAAAGAUAAAAUGGAUUCAUCAUCUGAAGCAGAAACAUGCUGCAAACCUGAUGGAACAAGGAGGAAAGGGGACCUUGAGUUCGAGAUGCAAUUAGCCAUGGCUCUUGCUGCUACUGCAGCUGCUAAUACACAAGAUGCCCCCCGAUCAGAUGAGAAAAGCUUGAGUAGCAGUUCAUCUAAAGCAACAAAAAAGAUAGAAAAUGCAUCUGUGUCUGACCAAGUAAUAUCCACUGCAGUUGGUUCUAAAAAAGUGGGUUCUCCCCUCUAUUGGGCUGAAGUAUAUUGCAAUGGAGAGAACAUGGAUGGAAGAUGGGUCCAUUUCGAUGCUGUAAAUGGAAUGAUAGAUGCUGAACAAUCGAUAGAAGCUGCUGCUGAUGCUUGCAAAGCCUCUCUGAGAUACGUUGUCGCCUUUGCUGGUGGUGGAGCCAAAGAUGUAACCCGCAGGUACUGUACAAAGUGGCACAAGAUUGCAUCAAAACGGGUUAGUCCACAAUGGUGGGAUUUGGUAUUAGCUCCGUUACGGCAAUUAGAGUCUGCUGCAACUGGAGGUUCGGUUAAUAUGGAGAAAGAACCACUAGAUGCCAAUGAUCCAAUUCCUGUUACUAACAAAGCUUCUACGAGUAGCUCUUCCAUUGGCAUAAGGAGUGCCCUUGAAGAUAUGGAGUUAGCUACCAGGGCAUUAACUGAGCCUCUUCCCACAAAUCAGCAGGCUUAUAAGAAUCAUGAACUCUAUGCUAUUGAGAAAUGGCUUAGGAAGAACCAGAUUCUUCAUCCAAAGGGUCCGAUUCUGGGAUAUUGCUCUGGCCAUCCUGUCUUUCCUCGGACCUGUGUCCAAACUUUGAGGACAAAGGAGAGAUGGCUACGUGAAGGACUACAAGUUAAGCCUGACGAAGUUCCUGAAAAGAUUCUGAGACGUAAUUCAAAACAUAAGAAAGUAGUGAAUUUUGAGGAUGGUGAGAAGGAUGGGGAAGGUGGUUCUCAGUGCAUGGAACUGUAUGGCAAGUGGCAACUGGAACCACUGCGUCUUCCUCACGCUGUUAAUGGAAUUGUGCCGAAGAAUGAACGUGGUCAAGUGGAUGUGUGGUCGGAGAAGUGUCUGCCGCCGGGGACAGUGCACAUAAGGCUUCCACGAAUAUUUUUGGUGGCUAAGCGACUCGGAGUCGACUAUGCGCCUGCCAUGGUUGGUUUUGACUACAAGAAUGGACGUCCUACUCCCGUUUUCGACGGUAUUGUUGUCUGUACCGAGUUCAAGGACGCAAUCCUCCAGGCAUUUGGGGAAGAAGAGGAACGGAGAGAAGCCGAAGAGAAAAGGCGAAAUGAAGCACGAGCAGCUACCAGAUGGUAUCAGCUUCUCUCGUCGAUUUUAACCCGCGAAAAGCUGAAAACCCGUUACCUCGACAGUAACCAACCUGAUGGUAUUCAAGCGAGCAGCGCUGGACCGAAAGCAGAGACCGUCGUUGAAUCCCCCGGAAGCAGCCGGAGAGGAUCUAAGCGGCCACGGCCAGGCCUACGACGAGGCGAAACAUCAAAAGGUGAUGAUUAUAAUGAUAAUUCACGUAGGGUUAAGGGAUUGGUUGGUGAAUCGGAAGGCCAUGAACAUGUGUUUCUUGUGGAGGAAGAAACCUUCGACGAGGGAAGCUUGUUGAAGACGAAACGUUGCAGGUGUGGCUUCGCCGUUCAAGUUGAACAGAUGUAGUUUCUCCGCCGUUGUUCAGUGGCAAUCUUGUAAUUUAAUGGAGUUUUUUCCGGCUCUGCGCCUUGUGCCAAUUCUGUAAGUAAGCUGUCGCUGUCGGGUAUAGAUCCACCAAGGCCCGAUAAAGGCCCAUGAUGAAUUUUUUAUGGGCUCGGAGUUCUACCAUUGGUGCGGCCCAAUGUGUAUUUGACGAUUGACAAUUUAAUGUCGGAAAGCAUUUAGAAUUAUUUUUA